CUUGUCAGUGCCAGUAUCCUGUCCUUCUUGCAAGUCUGGUCCCCAGAGACAAAAUUGCAGCUCAGCCAGUUGAUCUUGGACCCGGAAUCAGGGCAAAGAGAGCUGGUGUCCAGAUGGACUCUCAGUGUUCCAGUGGACAGCCUGUGCAGCUCCGGCCUGGGGCCCUCACAUCCACUCUUCCCUGUUCCCUGCUCCACCCCAGGAUGUAGGAGGACCAGUCUCUGAAGACUGCAUUGUCCAGGCUCCCCUGUGCUGGCUUCUGGCAGGGCCAGAGCCCGUGCAGGUGCCAUGACUCAGCAGCCCCAGGAGGGCUUCGACAGGAGCGUGGAGGAUGCCCAGGCAUGGAUGAAGGCCGUGCAGGAGCGGCUGCAGGUCAAUGACAACACCCAGGGGCCCCGAGCAGCCCUGGAGGCCAGGCUCCGGGAGACAGAGAAAAUAUGCCAGCUGGAGCCUGCGGGGCGUGUGAAGGUGGACCUGGUGCUGCGGGCAGCUGAAGCCCUCUUAGCAUGCUGCCCCAGGGACCAGAAGCCUGAGAUCCUGGCCCGGCUGAAGGACAUCAAGGCCCAAUGGGAGGAAACGGUCACCUACAUGACUCACUGUCACAGCCGCAUUGAGUGGGUGUGGCUGCACUGGAGUGAGUACCUGCUGGCCCGAGAUGAGUUCUACCGCUGGUUCCAGAAGAUGACAGUCACACUAGAGCCCCCAGUGGAGCUACAGCUGGGCCUGAAGGAGAAGCAGUGGCAGCUGAGCCAUGCCCAGGUGCUCCUGCACAACGUGGACAGCCAGGCCGUGCUCCUGGACCGGCUGCUGGAGGAGGCUGCCUCCCUGUUCAACAGGAUCGGGGACCCCAGUGUGGACGAAGAUGCUCAAAAGAGGAUGAAGGCCGAGUAUGACACAGUGAAGGCCAAAGCUCAGGACCGGGUAGACCUGCUGGAGCAGGUGGCCGGGGAGCAUGCACAGUACCAGGCAGAUGUAGAUGAGUUCCAGCUGUGGCUGAAGGCCGUGGUAGAGAAGGUGAAUGGCUGCCUGGGGCGGAGCUGCCCCCUACCUACCCCACAGCGCCUCUCUGCACUGCAGGAGAUCUUCGAAGACUUCCCCCGGGGCAAGGAGUCUCUGAAGCGGCUGGAGGAGCAGUCCGUGGGGGUCAUUCAGAACACGUCCCCUCUGGGUGCAGAGAAGAUCACUGGGGAACUGGAGGAGAUGAGGAAAGUCCUGGAGAAGCUGCGCGUCCUUGGGGAGGAGGAGGAGGAGAGGCUGCGGGGCUUGCUGGCAUCCAGGGGAGCCUGUGAGCAGCACAUCAGACGGCUGGAGGCGGAGCUGGGGGAAUUCAGGGAGGGCCUGCAGAGGUUGGCCCAAGAAGGCCUGGAGCCGCCGGUGGAGGUGGAGACAGAGGAUGAGCUGGUGGCCCACUGGAGACGCUACUUGGCAACUCGGGCGGCGCUGGCCUCAGAGGAGCCCCGGGUGGACUGGCUGCAGGCACAGCUGAAGGAGGUCAUCGUCUUCCCCCAUGACCUGCAGCCACUCUCCGACAGCGUGGUCGCUGCCAUCCAGGAGUAUCAGAGUCUGAAGGGGAAGAGUACCAGGCUGCGCAAUGCCGCAGGGACAGAGCUAUGGCAGCGUUUCCAGCGGCCUCUGCAGGAUGUACAGCUAUGGAAGGCCCUGGCCCAGCGGCUCCUGGAGGUGACCACCAGCCUGCCAGACCUGCCUUCCCUCCAUACCUUCUUGCCCCAGAUCGAGGCAGCCCUGACGGAAAGCGCCCGCCUGAGAGAGCCGCUGACAAUGCUGCAGCUGAAGAGAGAGCUGCUGGUCAGCGUCUUUGGCCAGGAGAGAGCCACAGCUCUCCUGGAGCAGUUGGCAAGUUCCGUGAGGGACAGAGACCUGCUGCAUAACAGUCUUCUGCAGAGGAAAAGCAAACUGCAGAGCUUGCUUGCUCAACACAAAGACUUUGGAGCUGCUUUCAAGCCCUUGCAGGAGAAGCUCUUGGACCUCCAGGUCAGGGUCCAAGCUGAGCAUGGGCUGCAGCGGGACCUUCCUGGGAAACAGGCCCAGCUCUCGGGGUUGCAGGGACUACGGGAAGAGGGGCUGGACCUGGGGGUACAGGUGGAGGCUCUGAAGCCUCUCAUCCAGGGGAAUCCCACCCACCAGAACAAAAUGGACCAGCUUUGCUCUGACUACCAGGCUCUGCAGAGGUCUCUGGAGGACCUCGUGGACAGGUGUCAGCAGAGCGUGCGGGAGCACUGCACCUUCAGCCACCAGCUGCUGGAGCUGCGGCAGUGGAUUGCCGUGACCACACAGAAGCUGGAGUCGUAUCAGGGAGACACUGGCCCCCAGGAUGUUGGGUCUCGAGAGCACGAGGUGGAGAGGCUGGUGGCAGAAUUUCCAGAGAAGGAGGCCCAGCGGCCCCUAAUUGAAGCUCAUGGCCUGCUGGUGAUGGAGAAGUCUUCCCCAGAGGGGGCUGCCGUGGUGCAGGAGGAGCUCAGGGAGCUGGCAGAGGCAUGGCGGGCCUUGCGGCUGCGGAAAAAAAACCUGCUGAGCCUCAUCAGAAACUGGCAGCUGCCGAGGAUGGAAGUGGAUUCGGGGAAGAAAAUGGUUUUCACCAACAACAUCCCAAAGUCUGGGUUUCUCAUUGAGCCCACAGAUCCCAUUCCCAGACAUCGUCGCCGGGCAGAUCUGCCCAGGGAAGAUGAAGGUAGCCACGAAGACUUUGCCCAGCUUCUGAGGAAUUUUGAGCAGUGGCUGCAUGUGGAGAAUUCCAAGCUGGUUAGAAUCAUCGCAAUGAGAAUGGCCACAGCCAAGGACUUGAGGACCAGAGAAAUGAAACUGCAGGAGCUGGAGGCUCGGGUACCAGAAGGUCAGCAUCUCUUUGAGAACCUCCUUCGUCUUGAGCCCGCAAGGGGGACCUCGGAUGAGCUGGAAGACCUGCGCUACCAGUGGAUGCUAUACAAGUCCAAGCUAAAGGACUCCGGUCACCUGCUGGCACAGAGUUCUCCAGGGGAGCUGACUGGAUUCCAAAAGGCUCCGCGGGGGCGAGGGCUCGGCUCCAUCCUCCGGAAGGUGUGCUGCGUGGCGCUGCCGCUGCAGGUGCUGCUGCUGUUCUUCCUGCUGCUGCUGCUCCUGCUCCCUGUCGGGGACGAGCACCGCAGCUGCACGCUGGCCAACAACUUCGCCCGCUCCUUCACGCUCAUGCUGCGCUAUGACGGCCCCCCGCCCACCUAGCCCACCGGGUACACAGGUGACUGACUCUUCUUCAACCUCCAGCAGUCCCAGGGCUCCUCCUGAGGAUGCCCGCCCAGGGAAACUGGAAACAGGGGCAGGCCUGAGACCGCAGAGCUGCAUCAGUCCAAAUACUGUGUCAGUGUUCCCAGAACCAACCUCCUUUUUAUACAGUGUUGCCUAAGUUUGUUUGUACUACAGUGUUGCCUAAGUCUAUGUGUACUAUGUGCGUACUCUCUGUGACGAGGGAAUGAUGUAUAGAAUUUUUAUAUACUCUGUA
Molecule: messenger RNA, 3493 nt
Organism: Otolemur garnettii (small-eared galago)
Lineage: Eukaryota; Metazoa; Chordata; Mammalia; Primates; Galagidae
Gene: SYNE3
Product: spectrin repeat containing nuclear envelope family member 3
Exons: 18
Coding region: 289-3216 (975 amino acids)
Biological process (GO): nuclear migration
Cellular component (GO): cytoplasm; nuclear outer membrane; meiotic nuclear membrane microtubule tethering complex
Molecular function (GO): actin filament binding
Source: RefSeq, a predicted model, not a curated record